AUGUCAUUAGCACCCAGGAAUCCAACCCGUGAUUCUACUAACAGAUCAAAACGCAGGAGGAGGAGAGAGCGUGAACAGACAUUUGAUUCAAUAAAUUCCCACACUGAAAGUGGUGUUGAUGUAGAAUACGAAGGUUUGGCCCGCCGUGUGAAUGACAUUCCUGUGGGGGAUUUGAGAAACUCCCCAAAAUUCAAUGUAGAUGAUGUCCCAAGGUUCCUGCCCGUAGGAUGCCUGAACUUUCUGAAACGAAAGGGUAUACUGCUAGGGGAAGGAACAUUUGGCAAAGUGUAUUUUGCCAAAGAAAAACAAUCAGAUUUGCCUGUCGCCGUAAAGGUCUUCAAAGAUCAAACUGACUUUGAUUUAGCAGUGAGAGAGGCAAGGAUAACUGCUGCCCUCUCAGAGAGUGGCAUAGGUCCGAAAUUUAUUGGGUUAGUGGACUUGAGCUCCGUCAAAUUUCUCAAAAAGGGCAUCAAGAAGAAAAAAUAUCACGCCUUAGGUAUGGUGACUCAGUUUAUUGGUGAUCCAGUGAAUCGCAAGACCAUAACCCUGAGUGAUGCACUAACAACGCUCCCCAAACAGGUCCAGGACAUUUCUCUCGUGAUUGACUGGCUACGCCUCUUCGUUAAGCUUGCCAUGAAACUCGCAAAGUUACACAAUCUUGGAUUCGUAUUUAAUGAUCUUCACGAUGACAAUGUGAUUUUGAGUGAACCGAUCGAUGAUAAUACAGACGUUUUUAUCAUCGAUUACGGCAAGGUUACGGUCAGUGGAUCUAGUUUCGGCUUCUCAUAUUACGUUGAUCCAUCGGAGAGAAAAAAACACGUGCUCCGUUAUCCUCAGCAUCCCCCGGAAUAUUUCGAGGGGAAGCCCUCCACAGCCUCGUCAGACGUGUACAGCUUUGGGGCUUUACUGAAAGCUGCCGAUAUGCCGAAGUGGCUGAACAUCACCGACUUGGUGGAUGACUGUCUCGCAGUGCAGCGGAGUGAGCGUCCUACCAUGGACGAGGUUGAAAAGAAACUGCGUCAGUGUCUGAAAACACUGCCAAUGCUUUUUAAACGGCGCUAG
Lingula anatina is the source of this 1062-nucleotide messenger RNA. RefSeq names its product serine/threonine-protein kinase PknK-like. The record is from RefSeq and is a predicted model, not a curated record. Lineage: Eukaryota; Metazoa; Brachiopoda; Lingulata; Lingulida; Lingulidae.